CCGUCGCUUCGUCAGUUAUCCGAACGAAAGAUUCCAACACCGAAUUUGGGAAAUACAUCCCCUGGCGACGAAAAUAAUACGAAGACAUCUGCUGUGUGGUAUACAACUCAAGCAUCUACGACUGAACGUGCAUAAACUUAGUUUAAAGCGCAUUAUUUUCUAACUUCUGGAGCGCAAUUUGACUACAUUUCACUUUCAAGAUGAGCAAAGUGAAAGCGAUCGGGAUUGAUUUGGGGACGACCUAUUCCUGUGUUGGUGUGUUCCAGAAUGGCAAAGUGGAGAUUAUUGCCAAUGACCAGGGGAACAGGACCACGCCGAGUUAUGUUGCCUUCACCGACACGGAGAGGCUCAUUGGAGAUGCUGCAAAGAACCAAGUUGCCAUGAACCCCAAGAACAGCAUCUUCGACGCGAAGCGCCUGAUUGGCCGAAAGUUCGAGGACCAGACGGUCCAAGCCGAUAUGAAGCACUGGCCCUUCGCCGUGGUCAACAAAGCAGGGAAACCAAUGAUCCAAGCCGAGUACAUGGGCGAGACCAAACAGUUUGCAGCCGAGGAAAUCAGCUCCAUGGUCCUGGUCAAGAUGAGGGAGGUUGCCGAGGCAUACCUGGGCCAGAAGAUCAAAGACGCCGUGGUGACGGUGCCGGCUUACUUCAAUGACCAGCAGAGGCAGGCCACCAAGGAUGCUGGUGUGAUCGCUGGGUUGAACGUGCUGAGAAUCAUCAAUGAACCGACGGCUGCUGCUUUGGCCUACGGCCUGGACAAGAAACUGACGGGAGAGAAGAAUGUUCUCAUCUUCGACAUGGGCGGCGGUACCUUUGACGUGUCCAUCCUCAGCAUUGAUGACGGAGUCUUCGAGGUGAGAUCUACGGCCGGAGAUACGCAUCUCGGCGGGGAGGACUUUGAUAAUCUCUUGGUCAGCCACUUGGCUGCCGAGUUUAAGAGGAAACACAAGAAGGACAUGACCAAUAAUCCAAGGUCCAUGAGGCGUCUCCGAACGGCUGCCGAGCGUGCAAAGCGUACGUUGUCCAGCAGCACAACGGCCAACAUCGAGGUCGACUCGCUGAUUGACGGCAUUGACUUCUACACCAGUGUCAGCAGGGCACGUUUCGAAGAGCUUUGCUCCUCGUUGUUCAGAAAAUCUCUCGGACCUGUUGAGCAAGCUCUUGUGGACGCUAAGCUGGACAAACGUAAGAUUGACGAGGUGGUGCUGGUGGGAGGCUCAACUCGCAUCCCAAAGAUACAGAAGUUGCUUCAAGAUUUCCUGAACGGCAAAGAGUUGAAUAAGUCCAUCAACCCAGACGAGGCGGUUGCAUACGGAGCUGCCGUCCAAGCCGCUAUUCUCACCGGGGAUGAUAGUAGCGAGGUGAAGGACAUCCUUCUCGUUGACGUAGCACCCCUCUCCCUGGGGAUUGAGACGGCAGGAGGAGUCAUGACGAAGCUGAUCGAACGUAACACUCGUAUCCCAACCAAAGCGUGUAACACCUUCACUACAUACUCGGACAACCAACCCGGUGUCAACAUCCAGGUGUUCGAGGGUGAGCGACCUAUGACCCAGCACAACAACCUCCUGGGAACCUUUGAACUCUCUGGCAUUGCACCUGCUCCACGCGGCAUCCCUCAAAUCGAAGUCGCCUUCGACAUCGACGCCAACGGUAUCCUGAACGUCUCCGCUAAGGACAAGGGCACGGGAAAGAGUAAAAGCAUUGUGAUCAAGAACGAAAAGGGACGCCUUUCGCAAGCCGAUAUUGACCGUAUGCUGUCGGACGCCGAGAAAUACAAGGCCGAAGACGAGGCGCAGAGGGAACGUGUGACGGCUCGAAACGGGCUGGAGGGGUACGCCUUCAGCCUCAAGCAAGCCGUGAACGAAGUCCCUGACGGGAAGCUGACGGACGCGGACAAGAAGAUGGUGGAAGACGCCGUCAAGGACACCCUGGAUUGGUUGGAUAAAAACUCACUUGCGGAGGUGGACGAGUUCAAACACAGGCAGGAGGAACUCACGAAGACCUGUUCGCCCAUCAUGUCCAAGAUCCACGGAGGCGGUGGUGGGGCUGGUGGGCCAGGGCCGCAGUGUGGGGCAGGAGGUUACAGUAACGGCGGGAGCAGCAACCAAGGACCUACAGUUGAAGAGGUCGACUAAACAUAGACUUGGUUUCAAGUCUGUUUGUCAUUUAUAGCGCCCUGAGUUUAUACUGCGAAAACAUUACUUUCAUAAUCAUCAGAAGUGCAAUCGCUUCGUCUAAGGGUGUACACGUUUAACAGAGUAAUAAUAAAAUUGUUUUUUUUCGCAUAAUUCACAGAAGUAAAUUCGGCACAUCAUCAAGAAUAAUUCAAAAUGUCGGCACCAUUUUCACUGCUUCAGAAAAACAUGGCAAUUUCAAGGGUGUUUCUGAAACAUAUAACUAUUGACUGUGAUUUUGUAAAAAAAUCAGCCUUUUUGUAAAAAGAACACACUCUUCUAUUUAUUUUUUUUUUGUGUAAAAUCUGAUAUUUGUUGUUGUCUAAAAAGUCUAAAGCGUGAUAUGUUAACGACUCCUUUUGAUGAAGUGACGUAGUUUUUAGAAAGAGGUAGUUUCUCACUUAAUCUAUAAUGAAGACUUAAUCUAGGAAAGACAAAUUAAUAUCUGGAUGCACAUAAAUUAUUGUGCAACAAUGGUGUUUUUUCUUGUGCUGUUUUCUUGCAACUACCAUGACCAGCUGAGCCCAUUUAAUUAAUUGCUGUUGUUUAUGCAUAAUGUUGUGAUACACUAAGUGAGGAUACUGGUCUUUGACAAAAAUACUAAACGUAUCCAGUGCUAACUUACCACUAUUAAAGAAAAAAAACAGUUAUUGUAAUAGUUUAACCAAUAAUUAACCGUAUAACUAAACUUAGAGCAAAGUAAGUUUAUGAUUAUAAAAAUAGUGUUUUCAUGCAUCUACUUGUGCCAAAACGUCUUGUAAUAACUAAUGAUAAUGACAAAUUGUGUAUGCAAAUUUUGAAUAAAACUCUGUCGUUAAUGUGAGGCUGCUCGCUGCUUAUUACCGUAAAAGAAUCGCAAUAUUUAUUAUGUCAAUUGUGUGUAGUAUAGUUAAAGAGUAUCUAAAAUAACACAUUGUUUUAAUUGAAUCACACCAUUGGAUUAACUGAAAUACUGCUAGUUAAUUAUAGUGCACUAUCAGGCGAAGAUAUUUUCUGUAGUUGUUAAAAACAAUGUACGCCAUGUUGAAAAAAAAAAAAAAUUCGCAUUCACUGUCCGCCCAUUAGAAAAAUGUUCUUGUUGUUUUUUUAAGCAAAAAAAAUGAAUUUAUCUUUCUACUUUUAAAUUACUGAUAAGAGUAAUAAAUACUGACUAUAAUUUUUAACAGACUCGUCACAUUAUUUUUAGUAAAAGCAAAUUUUAAGAGUUGGGUUGAGUUUUAAAGAGUUAUUCGUAUCUGAAUUUAAUGUAAAUAGUAAACUAAUAUUUUGAUCCUUCAUGAAAUAGUUUUACUAACCUGUGUCUGUUGAACUUGUUUAGUUUCGAUUUAAUUUUUGAGAUUAAGUUACAUCGUUGUUUUUGAAAGAUCUGAAAUCGGUUCUCCAUUCAUUUUUUUCUUUUUUUUAUACUCAUGAAUAAUUAACUAGGAUAUUCAGAGCAAUAUUCUCAAAAUAAAACAAAUAGUUCGAGUGGUACUAGACGAAAGUUCGAAUGUGGCGGGUUAUUAAUUAAUUUGUUGUUCUUCAAAUAAUGCAUUAUGGAAGUUUUGGUAAAAAAAUGUGUUCUUAAUCAAUGUUUCACGUUUUGUACUUUAAACAGUUUGUGUUUUAUAGCACUAUUGAUUUCAUUAUUAGAUAAUAAAUAUAAAAAAUUAUCUAAGACUUGAAUGCAUAAUGCAAGCAAAUAAAAAUUAGUUUUGCGGUUUGAUGCAUAAUCACUAUGUUACUGUAUUUUUUUCAUGAGCAGUUGCAAUACAGCAUAAUAAAAAAAUUAUUUAUUUAUGAAUAAUAGA
This is a messenger RNA of Asterias rubens (European starfish), 3964 nucleotides long. RefSeq names its product heat shock 70 kDa protein IV-like. Gene Ontology annotation, cellular component: cytoplasm. The transcript is spliced from 2 exons. The coding region runs from base 201 to 2135 and encodes 644 amino acids. Lineage: Eukaryota; Metazoa; Echinodermata; Asteroidea; Forcipulatida; Asteriidae. Gene Ontology annotation, molecular function: ATP binding; heat shock protein binding; ATP-dependent protein folding chaperone. The record is from RefSeq and is a predicted model, not a curated record. Gene Ontology annotation, biological process: protein refolding; cellular response to unfolded protein.